AUGACGUCUUCAUAUCCUCCAUUCAAUUCGAUCUCGCCAUCUGAUAUGGCCAAUGCGCCCAAUAGGUCUGUUUCGGACUUACCACAAUCCCAAGUCGACGCGAUCAUUCGUACGAAGCGCAAAGCGCGCGAGCCGAAAGCUUGUUACCCGUGCCAUGCGCGCAAAGUCAAGUGCGAUCGCAAUUUUCCGUGUGAUGGGUGUGUCAAGCGCGACCAUGCGGAUCUUUGCUCCUACGAACGCCCUUCCAAGAAACGCUCUCAAUUCGAAAGUCCCAUGGGUGGCACCUCGGCAUCUUCCACAGUGGACCAGUCAACGUUCUAUGGCUACGACGAUCGUCCAUCUAAUAUAAAACCUGAAAUUAUUCCCUCCAGCCAACCGAAUGGGAUCACCACUACAGGUGGGCGUGUGUCGAUUCCCCGAGAUGAAUGGGACAAUGUGCGCAACCGAUUACGAGAGAUGGAGUCGACCAUAUCGUCUUUACGCAUGGGGCUCGAGCGGGCUGAAGAGGAACCUGCCGUAACAUUGGAAUCCAGGAGUGUGCAGAGUGGUGAUGCGGGUUCCCGCUCUAAGGGCGCGUCGCCAGAGCGUGAGGGUAUCCACGCUGCAAACACGCUUGGACAAGGCACCGUUCACUUAGGCUCGCGUUCGGUUUUGGCUUACAUUCUCAAUAACAAGACGGGGUCGGAUCAGCUCCAAGCUCUCAUGGAGGGAGGGAUAUUGCCGAAGCUGGGACUUGACAAUGAGUCUGCAACUUAUCCAUUCGUUGACCUGUGGUCGUCGGAUAUGUCAACAUUUGACAUCAGUGCUGUUUGUAGCGCGCUUCCCACAGAUGAACAGUGCAGAGAAUUCUUUUACUGCUACAAGGAUAUCGCAGGAGCUAUUUAUCCUGUCAUUGAAGACAUCCAUGACUUUGAAAGUAACCUACAGCUUCUACUGCAAAACAGAGCUGCCUCUGGUGGAGUCUAUAGAGAGGAUGCGGAUGAAGCGCAAAAACCGUUCGGAGUGAGCAUUGCUUACUUGGGCCUGCUAUUCUCUGUCCUGGCGUCUGGCACUCAGUCAUCCGAUCUUGGAAGCAAAGAACGAGAAUUAACCUCACAGGUCUACGUGUGCUGUUCAUACCAGUGCCUCCGUAUGACCAACUUCCUAUCCCAACCAACGAUCGAAGCCAUCCAGACUCUCUUGGUAAUUGGCAAUGUGCUAUCUUACAAUAUGAACCCCGGAAUUUCGUAUGUCUUGCUGGGCAUGACGCUCCGCAUGGGGUUGGCGCUUGGUCUGCAUGUCGAAUCAAGCAGAUUCUUACCUGCUGAGCGAUAUCGCAGGCGACAUGUUUGGUGGUCGAUGGCAUGGCAGGAUAGCCAUUUCUCUCUUUCCUACGAUCGCCCUUCUACUACGGCGGUCAGCCAACCAGAUAUUGCAUACAGGGAGGGCUCUAAAGCAGGCGACCUUUCCUAUUUCGAAACCCUCUGUCGAAUUAUCUCCCUGGCAUUGGAAGUGGUUCGCACCCGAAUGCUGAGUCCCCAUGCACAUAUAGGGUUCGAAAGUAUUCAAGGCUAUAAGGAAAGAAUUAAGAACAUCAUGGACGAGGCUAAGUUUUACUUACGCGAUGCGAAAUGGUGUUCUACCCCAACAGAACAUCUGGAGCGGGUGGUGCUGAAACUACACUCGUCGUACUUUUCAUCCGAGCUUUGCCGACCCUCGCUCAAACCAUCAAUCGACUCCUCUGACUCUACGACUGCCAGCAUGCGCGCAGACUGUGUGUCUAAUCUGAUGAUCACGGUGGAGGCCUAUAUUGAAAUGCACAAUAUUAGCACACAUGCUGCUCGAUCAUGGAUUGCAUUGCAGCGGGCCAUCAGUUCCGCAUUUUUGCUGGCUGUUGUUGAAGAGGCGAAGUCCGAGCCGAAGGUUUGGAACCUUUUGCGGCAACUGGAGGGUAUCAUCGCGCAGCGAGCUACUAACGAGAGGGCCUAUGACGCUGCUACCGAUAUGACCUCACCGCCGCAGGGGAUCAACAGAUACGAUCCAAUUACUGGUGCAACUAAUCCGCCUGGCUAUGUCGCACCCAUUGUGGAUUCUACCUCUCCCGCCGCUCCUACUGAACCUCAGACACAAUGGGCCAAGUCUUUGGCCAAAACCCACCGCGCUCUACAAAAGCUUCUCGCGGCUUUCGGUAACCAGAAUUCACGCUCCGUGAAUGCACGUAGCCCUGCCUUUCUGUCUCAGCACAACCACAAUCUGACUGCCACCGCUAUGGGUGCCUUUGCCGCGCCUGCUUCAGCUAGCAUGACCCCCAGUGUUGGGUCUCUUCCACCGCCAACGCCGGAAAGCUCGGGUAGUGGUGAAUGGACAAUACCAAACAUCCUUGACCGAGCCCAAGAGUAUAUUCAUCCGCCGCUGUGGGGCUAA
This is a messenger RNA of Penicillium odoratum, 2403 nucleotides long. Its product is annotated as putative C6 transcription factor. The coding region runs from base 1 to 2403 and encodes 800 amino acids. The record is from RefSeq and is a predicted model, not a curated record. The transcript is spliced from 4 exons. Gene Ontology annotation, biological process: regulation of DNA-templated transcription; DNA-templated transcription. Gene Ontology annotation, molecular function: DNA binding; carboxy-lyase activity; zinc ion binding. Lineage: Eukaryota; Fungi; Ascomycota; Eurotiomycetes; Eurotiales; Aspergillaceae.